CGGGGGACGAGGGGAGUAACUUGGAAUUGAAAAGACAGAAAACACACAUUCAGUUGGUUCUGCAAUGGAAAAAACCCCAACUUGUUCUCCAUCAUCUUCAAGGCUAUGGAGACCAGCUGCUCAGAGAAACCUAAGAAAUCAAUGGGCUAACUUGUCUUCUUAUAAACACAAAUGGGCCUCUCUUUCUUCUUCUGCUCGUUCCCAUGCCACUUCUCUUGUUAAUUCCUCCCUUUCCUUAAGGUAUAUGGAUGCCAGGGAUUUGGGUGUGUUGACUGAUUUACCUGGUAUUAAGAACAAAGCUUCUCUUAAAUUGUUUAAGCAACAGGAGCUUCAUAGGAGUAAGCUUUUAGCUUCUUACAAGAAUAUGGUAGCUAUAGUGAAUCAAAUGGUGAGUGCUGGUGCUUCGAUGAGAUGUUUCCUUAAAGGGGUUGACAAUAGCUCAAUUCUACAAUAUUCAAAUUCUGCUUUGAACAGUACCGAUGUUGGUGAUGGAGGGGGAAUCCCGGCCUUUACAUUUCGGUCAAUUUCUUCUUUCGAGGAAUUAGCAAAGGAGCUUAUACAUAUGUUUAUUUUGGAACUCAAUUUAAAGCGGCUGCUAGUUAUAGAGUUUUUUUCCAUCAGUAAUGAGGAUGCCCGAAAAGAUAAUGAACUGAGUUGGCAGGACGAACUAUAUUCUGGUGAGUUUGAUGACUUGAGUAAGUGCAAUUUGUACUCAACAGAAGCUUGUGCACCGCUUCUUCCAACUAUAAAGGGUAGAAAACCAGGUAAGCUAAAGUUGCAAGCAGAACACCAGCCAGAUGAAGAUGUUUUACAGGUGUACUUGACAACUUGGCUUGCAGAUGUCAAUAUAGAUAAAUGCAGGGUGGAUGAAAUAUUGACUUCUGUUGCGGAGGAAAUGAAUGUCACCCUUGUGUGAAACUGGUGUUUGUAGCAGGUGAGAAGUAGAGCAACCAGAAGCAACAUACAUCGAAUUAUAAUCCUUUUUUUGGGAGGCCUCCAUUCUGGAUUUUGAGAGGCUCGGUUGGGGGUUGAUAUAUUUAACAGGAUGAAAACUUAGGCUCAACAAGACCCGUUAUAUUUUUGUACACGUAAGAAUGUUGAAUCAAGAUGUGUGGGUACAAAGACUUCAAGAACUAUUUCAAGAUGGGACUUAUUUGACAAAGUCGCUCAAUAGAUGCUCGAGAGUUGAAGAAUCGAACACAUAUGACAAGAGGAUUUCAGUAUAUAUCAUAGUUAUUGAUGUAUAUAUGGAAGAACAACUUAUUUACUUGGAUUAAAUAUUUAGGAAAAGCCAAGUUUGCUUGGAUACUGAAUCAUGACACCUCCAAUAAAAUUAAGACCACUUACUAAUAGUUAA
Daucus carota subsp. sativus is the source of this 1357-nucleotide messenger RNA. RefSeq lists its product as uncharacterized. Bases 65 to 916 code for a protein of 283 amino acids. The transcript has 8 exons. The record is from RefSeq and is a predicted model, not a curated record. NCBI's taxonomy places the organism in Eukaryota, Viridiplantae, Streptophyta, Magnoliopsida, Apiales, Apiaceae.